AAGACAAAUGAACAGGGACACGACUGGAAGCAUGUUGCACACACUGAAUGUAAACUUGAUUACUUGCCGCAGUUGGAGAACGUGAUUGGAAUCAACCGGAAACAGAAGAGCGUGUUGUGGGACGCCGAGGAUCUCUGACAGACAGUCAGAUUGAUUGCAUGGUAGAAUGGGUGUCAAAAAACCCACGGUCACUUCAAACCCUACGUCUGCGGAUGAAGGCAGAAUUAAACAUUGAGGUAAGCGUGAGCACGGUUGCACAAUACUUGGAUGAACGGCCAAUUACCAUGAAGAAGUUGCAAGCAGUUGAGGAAUCAGCCAACACACAUGAGAACAAAAUGUGGAGAAAAGCCUACGUUUUGGCACAGUUACAAUCUGAGACUGAAAGGGGACAAGCCGUGUGGAUAGAUGAAACCAUUUUCAAUCUCUUUUGUGCCCGCACCAUGAAGUGUUCACCGCAUGGAACUCCUGCGCGAUGUGCAGUGCCCAACAGUCGAGGCCAAAACUUGCAUCUGCUUGGAUCCUUGACGAGCACUGGAUUAAUAGACUAUACCAUCAUGUGAGGAAGCUUUACUAAGGGAAGGUGCCCAGCGUGGUUGCAUCGACUGCUGGUUGCCAGUGGCUCGAAUUUUCUCAAAAACUGCCUCAUUGUCUGUGAUAACUCACCAUGCCACACGAAUUUGAAACACGUAUUCCAGGAGAAACCGUACCGUUCGGGCAGGCUCCUGUGUCUGCCGUCAUGUUCUCUAACACCGAAUCUCAUUGAGGGAAUCUGGAGCAUCG
Molecule: messenger RNA, 780 nt
Organism: Dicrocoelium dendriticum
Lineage: Eukaryota; Metazoa; Platyhelminthes; Trematoda; Plagiorchiida; Dicrocoeliidae
Source: the annotation of a GenBank genome assembly